Homarus americanus (American lobster) is the source of this 14175-nucleotide messenger RNA. RefSeq names its product dynein axonemal heavy chain 2-like. The transcript is spliced from 17 exons. Lineage: Eukaryota; Metazoa; Arthropoda; Malacostraca; Decapoda; Nephropidae. The coding region runs from base 1 to 13296 and encodes 4431 amino acids. Gene Ontology annotation, cellular component: dynein complex. Gene Ontology annotation, biological process: microtubule-based movement. The record is from RefSeq and is a predicted model, not a curated record. Gene Ontology annotation, molecular function: minus-end-directed microtubule motor activity; dynein intermediate chain binding; ATP binding.
AUGGUUCACAAUGUUUGCCGGGAGAAGCUGCCAACAUCCGUCCAGGAACAAAUAGACCCAUCUAGAUUCUCUUACUGUGUUGUUUUUACGUUACGUCUUGGCCUUAGGAUGCUUUAUGGUACAGUGGAGACGGACAACCCGCACGCUGUUCAACACUUCCUCCUGGAGGUGUAUCAGCCGGUGAUGCUCGCUACACCUGCUGAACCAUCAGUCCUCGGCCACUACCGAGACCUGGCAGGCCUUCCUCGCCUCGUGAACCUGGUGGGGGCGCAGUUGGUGUACCACGUCGGGGCAGCCACUGAGACGCCCCUGCUGUUCCUCCCUAGUGAAGUGUUGGCUCUUCCUGACGACAAAGAGGAGCUGCGUCGCUUAAGUCUCGAUGUGGGUCUCCUCAACAGGACAGAAGAGUUGCUGCUACACUGGAUUGAACAGGUCCACCUCUUCACGUUCGAGCAGGGCGACGCCUCCUCCCCCCUGGAGCUGGGUCUGCUGCACGAGAUACGACAACUCUCCAGGAAAGGAGAGAUGCUGAAGGAGCUCCUCAACCUGAUGGAGAGCUCGAAGGUGAAGAAGGUGUUGAACUUCUUAGAGGCUCAGAGCUCCCCUUUCAUCAUCCUCUUCCAGCAAGCCGUCGACAACCUCAGGAUCAAUUUACUACUGAUAGAUAAAAACAUAGACGUACAGAUGGUACAGAAGCGGUUGAAGGAGACUGGCGGACAGCUGGUUCACCUUGAGGCACCGCUGGACCAACUGUACAACGACUCUGUACAGGCGCUGACGGAACAUAUGUAUGAUGUUCUCGCCUUGUUGAGAAUCAUCUGGAUGCACUCAGACCACUACCACAAACAAGAGGUCAUGACGGAGCUGUGUGUGCGUGUGUCAUGGGAGGUCACGAGGGCAUGUCAGGUCCACCUCCCUCUCGACACCCUUUUCUCCCCGACUUCGAAGACUCCGUCCUUCAAGACACCGGAGGGGAAGGACUCGCUGGGUCUGGUGGAGGUCGCUAUCAAGUGUUGUAGGGAAUGGAAGAAUUGUUAUAAAGAGUUGGCCACACACUUCGGGGAGCAGGAUCGGCCACACGUUUGGCUCCCCGACACCGACGCCAUCUUCCUCCCCGUCGAGCUCUUCGUCAGCCGCUGUGAGGACCUCAAAUACAUAGGCCUCAGUAAGGCCCAGCUCACAAGACACGGUGACGGAGGAAUGAUGUCGGUGAAGUCCUUGGGUGGUGCUGAGGGAGGUGCUGAGAGUGAGUUACUGGAGGAGGAACUGGCACAGGUGGACCGGGUGCUGGAGGCCGCCCUUAAGGCUGUAGGCAGGAAGAGUCACGUCGUGUUCAACCUCACCUCCAAGGACUGGCUUAAGCACUUUGACAGGUUCAGGGAGAGCAUGGAGGAGGUAGAGAGGAGGUACCAGUGUGUGAUGGUGGCAGCGGUGCAGACGGUGGAGACAGUGGCUCAAGGGCUGCGGGUCCUCAACGUCUUCAAACCACUAGCAGCCAGGAAGUCUCUGUUCUCUGUCUUCUAUGUUAUGAUCGACCACAUUCUUAACCUGUUUGACCGGGACUUCGAGGAGGUGGAGAAGGAGUAUGUGUUCCGGUCUAUGAAGGUGGGCGGUGACGGGUUCUAUUACUCCAAGAUGGCCAAGUGGGCGGCUGAUACUCGUAAGAAACUCGAGCAAGAGGUCAAUCUCCUGAAGAACCAGUCAUGGCUCCCGUACUACCCUCGCCUCGACUCCAUCUACAGGCGGUGGGGACGGACGGUGACGCUACUGAAGGGGGUCGUCUCAAACAUGUACGCCGCCUGGAAUGCUUCACUGGAACCCAACCCUUAUAAACGUCUUAUGGAACCGAUCUUUAGGUGGAGGCCAGGACCCGUACAGACCCUUCAGGACAACUUUGAUAUGCAGCUGUAUAAGAACCUGGAGGAGGCGGCAGCGUGGAAGGCCAUGGCGUUUGAAAUCCCUGAGAGCAUCAACCCAAUCUUUAUGGAGAACAGCGUCUACAUGGAGCUGAAGAAGCAGGUGCGUGAGUGUGCUGAAGGCUUCAACAGCUUCAUGACCAGGAUCUCUCGUGAUGAGGCGGCGAUGUUUGAAGGACAAAUUCAGGCGACAGUGAAGACGUUUUUCCCUGGUCUCUCUGCCAUCAGCUGGAUGCAUCGGCAGCAGACGACCUCCCUCCUCGCCAGGUGUAACGGUAUAGUAAGCACCGUGCAGGAACAAGUGACACAGUACCUGACGGUGAACCAGAAUAUCUCCAGUAUCCUCAUGAGCACUAAGAAUCUCACUCUAUAUCUCAACGACGAUGAAACUAUUUAUGAAAACGACGAGUUCCAGAUUGAUCUCAUUCACCAACUCGGCUCCACCAUUGAGAACGUAAAGUCUCAAUUCUUGAAAAUGGAAGACAUUCUGGACACUCUUUACAAAACUCUUAUAAAGAAAACCAACGUCAAGUCUCAGAAGGCUUGGCUGGAUUAUGUAUUAAGAAUUGAUCAUCUUUUCAUGGACUGUCAAAAAGAAAUUCUGAGGAAGUCAUUAUUGUCGUUUGAGGGAAUGUUGAUGGGCUCUCGAAGCUGCCCAUCAGAACAGCUCUCACCUGUGUUCAAACUUUCCAUUAGUCUGACGAACUCAAGAAUCGUGUGUAAGCCUUCAGUGAACCGUGUGCUAAAUGUGGUAACUUCCCUUCGAACUCAGUUUUCUGAGAGUCUGGUCAAGAUUCCUUGUCUUCUGAGACGAUUUGCUCUUGAGAAAGCAAAAGCUCAUGAACAUUUGCCUUUGCUGGAAGACGAACUUAGUGAUAAACUGCAGAUGAAACUAUCAGGAGAGUUCCAGACACAAGUGGAAGACCUGAAAGAAAAACUGGAGCAGUGGCAUCAAUACCGCGACCUGUGGGAGGUAAACAGAGAAGAGUUUUUCGAACACUACCUCAAGAAUGCCAAGUCCGUCUAUGUGUUCGAGACGGAUAUAAUGACUUUUGAGAGAAAACUGAGAGAUAUCGAGAACGUGGAUGAUCACCUGAAGGUGGGAACAUUCUAUAUAAAUUCCGAAAAGCUGAAGACGCAACUUAUUAAGCUCUGUAAGUCUUGGAUAUCUGAGUUCGAGAGAAACCUUUUCAAAAUAGCCUCAGACAAGUUGGAGUCUUUGUAUAAUUAUAGCAAGGAAACAAAAUGCUUACUUAAAAGCGACCCACAAGAUAUUCCUUCUCUUCUCUCCUCUGCUGAGGAAUGUCACUCAUCACGGCAACAACUAACAAAAUACAGAAAUGAGUUCCAGCCCGUACGGGAGCAGUUUGAGGUGUUGAAGAAAUAUCAGUAUAAAAUUCCCUCAAAUGUAAAUACGAGUCUCGCACAGCUUGAGAGCGAGUGGGAUACUGUUGAAACUUCAUUAACUAACAAGAUCCUGGAGCUUAACUCAGCCCUUGACAGGUACAGGAAGGCUUACACUGACCGCUCAGAGAUAGUCAUGGAAGAAGUGGAGAAUCUUAAGCUGCAGUUCAGACAAAUGUUGCCGACCAGGUUUGAUAAAACUAUUCCAGAGGCGAACGAGAACAUAGCAAACCUAAAAGAAAUGAUGUCAGAUAUUAUGAACAAACUGGUUAUUAAUGAAACUCUGGAACUUCUCUCGUUGUCAGUGAUUGAAUUUCCGGAGCUGCCAGCCUUCCAACAUGAUCUUGUGUCCGCGGAAAAAAUGUGGUCGCUGCUGGAGGAGUGGCAGAAGGCGUGGGACACUUGGGCUGGUAUAGUUGUGUGGGAAGUUAGUGUUGUGGCCCUGCAAGAGACAUUGUCAGUGUAUGGCCACAAGAUAAGAGCGAUACAGCCUUUUGCUGCCUUCGCUGGAGGUAAAAUAGAAAACAGAGCUGCUCUGGGAGAGAGUGAGUGGGAAUUAAAAGAAGAAAUUUUAACUCGUGUAGAGUUGUGCAAGCUUCUGGUUCCUCUCACACUCAACCUACAAAACGCUAACCUUAGAGACCAUCACUGGCGCCAAAUUAAGUCUCUCGUCAAGACGGAAUUUGAUAAGGAUUCGGAGGAAUUCACUCUCGGUUUCCUUCAGAAGCUGAAUUUAACAUCUUACAAAAAAGAGAUGGGCGCCAUCAUAAUAGACUCAACAGAGGAGACCAAAAUUGUUAAUGCCAUCCAGGACAUCAACAACCUCGCCUCACAGAUCAGCCUCAGCCUUAAGCCCAUCGCCUCCAUGGGUGUGUCUGUGGUCGAGUCGACGUCAGACGCCAACUCGAUCAUCGCAGAGCUGAACAUGAGGUUGCAGAUCUUGGCCGCCUCACAUCACGCUAAGCCAUACAUUAACGACAUCGAGGACAUCCGCUCUAUGCUCUCCUCUAUGAUAGAGUUUCUGGAGAAUGUGGAGGAGCUGCAGAAGAAAUGGGCCACCUGGGAGCCUUUCUUCCACGUGGCUGAUGUGAGGCUACACUUGGUACAGGCGACGGCCAUCUUUGACUCCCUGAACGACCGUUGGAGAAAGCUGUCUACACUCAUGACGUCAGAACACUUCCUUAAAGUGUUCGCCCUCCAGGAAGACCUUCAAGAGGAAGUCAAGUUCAUAUCAGAAGAAUUCAACGGUAUGGCCACUCACGUUAAGCCGUAUCUGCAGGACCGAAAGGAACAAUAUUCACGAUUUUGGCUUUUAUCAGACGAUGACCUUGUUGCUACCAUCUCCACUGUGUUGGACGGCGAGCAUGCCAAGCCCUUCCUGCCCAAGUUGUUUACUAACAUUACAAAAAUAAAACAAGAGAAGAACAGCCAAAUAGGAGGACUAGAAGCCAUUGGAGUAUAUUCUUCAGAGGGAGAAUUUCUGGAGCUCAAUUCUUAUAUUCCUAUUAUUGGUUCUUUUGACAAUUGGCUCAAGAAUCUCUCAGCUGCCAUAGAAACGACUCUUAAAGAUAAUGUGAAGCAGUGUAGAAACAGUAUGAAGUCUGCAGUGAUGAAGGUGGAUGACAUCGUGAAGCUCUGGCCUCUCCAAGUCACCGCCAUCGCCUUCGUGAUGCACUGGACGGUAGAGAUAAGUCGAGCUCUGGCUAAGUUCAAAGGUCAUUUGAAUUCUGACCAACUUCAAGUAUUUAAAAAGAAAGCGAGGGACUCUCAGACUCGACUUGACGGUUGUCUUCAGGGAAAUUUAUCUAAACUUGUACGAGAGAAAAUCCGUCUGUUUUACCUCACAGUACUGCAGAUGAGAGACUUCCUCACCUUCGCUUCAGAGAGUAGGAAAGGUCUGACAAGUGAGAGCGACAUGCCACUGCGAUACUCGUGGGAGAAAGACACUGACAAUAUGUUGCUGCAGAUCGGAUCCUUCGACUUGUCCUACUCUUGGGAGUAUCAAGGAUUGUGGUCCUUUGCGGCAAUUACUCCAUCCACUUCUCGCUCCAUCCACAACUUAGCGCGGGUACUGUCUCAGGGUGUGGCUGUUGGGGUGUUGGGUGCUCAUGGGUGUGGCAAAACAGACACGGUCAAGACGAUGGCUCAUCUCCUAGGUCGCCACCUCGUCACAAUGGCCUGCACUGCUUCCCUCACUACUGUACAGCUGGCACAGACGCUCAUAGGAACCAGUCAGUCCCACAGUUGGCUGCUGCUUGAAGAGGCUCACUGUCUCAACCUCGAUGUUGUGCCCGUUCUUGGUGAGAUGUUGAGGUCGUUGCAAGAUGCCCAGCGAGCAGCAACAACUACAGGAGUCAAGGCUGGUGGUGGCCGAGGCAGUAAACAACAACAGCCGCCAACGAAGAUCCUGGAGGGGGUGAAGGUCUCGGUGUCUCCCCUGGCUGCUGUCCUGCUGGAGAUGGAGCCCAGCCACGAGUCCUCCCUCCAGAUCAUGGACAUCUUCAGGCAACAGUGUAAACCUGUCGUCAUGUUCUCUCCGGAUUUACAGAUGAUUACUGAGUGUGUGAUGCUGGUGGAAGGCUUCAAGGAGUGUAAGAGCCUGGCAGUGAAAGUGAGUCAGGCGGUGGAGAGCUUGUCAACAGCCCUCCCUCGCCGUUACCGCUGGCAGCUGGGUACGAGGAGCGCCUUCAUCAUCAUCACUCUGGCCAAGGACAUCAUGAAGAGACAACCUGAGAUUGAUGAAAUAGACACCAUUCCUUUAGCGUUAAAAGAAUACUUAAUACCACAGCUAAAGGAUGAUGACCUGCCAGUGUUUAAAGAGGUGUUCGAGCUCCUGUUCCCUGACUUCGAUGCUGCGUCUCCCGUUAACGAGGUCCUGAAGGAGGCUGUGGUGGAUGAAAUGAAAGACAACGAUUAUAUUGUGAAGGACAACUAUGUGGAGAAAAUUCUUCAGCUGCACGACGCCAUAUCCAAGAACCAAAUGAUAAUAUUAUUCGGGACUUCUGGUUCAGGAAAAUCUACAUCAUUGAAGUUAUUAGAGGCAGCUUAUAAUACACUUAAUUAUGAAGGCAAUGUGAGCUGUAAAGUUACCAAAGUGGAGGUCCUCAAUCCCCUGAUCCUUGAUGAUGACUUACUGUACGGGCCCAACGAGGAGGUGGUGGUUAAGACUAGUGAGGGAUAUCUUUCACACUUGUUAAGGAAACUUCAUAAGUCUAGUCCCUCAUCUGAGAGCUGGCUGGUGUUAGAAGGACCUCAAGGACACAAUUGGCUCAGGAACUUCUUUCUUCAUGUACACUUCACCAAAAACAAUUUCCUUACUGGUCAUCGGCAAUCAAUUUCAUUUCCUAAUAACUUGAAGAUUAUCUUUGAGAUAUCAGGAGACGUGAGUCAUCUCUCCCCAGCUGAGUUAACCUCUUGCUAUGCCGUGUACUUCCCAGCACAACCUAAGCUGUGGGAGGACGUCAUUCAGAGCUGGAGAAGCACCAUCACAAAUAACAGAAUCUCCCGAGCCCUUCAGACCUUAAUAAAGAGAAACCUUCCAAAUUUUAUUAAUAUAAUGAACCCGGAGACCAUUACCAAACCUCACAUGCUAAUGAAAGCUAAGGCGUUUGUGGCCAUCAUGAGAUCCUUCCUGGAGACCGAGUUGGUUAACGCUGACCCCGAGGACUGGGUAGCCAGACUUACACCAGCUUUCAUAUUCAGUAUUAUUUGGUCUUUUGGGGCGAAUAUUUCCUCGUCUGAAGCUGCAGAGUUUGAGGAGGUGGUGACCAGGAUGAUUGAGGACGUGCCAGAGGGAGGCAUUUAUGACUACUACGUUGACGUGACCACAGGACACUUCGCCUCCUGGAGUAAACUUGCGCCAAGGUUUGAGGAACUUCAGCUUCGUCUGCCAGUCAUCGAGUGUAGUAUCAUCCCAACGGACAGAAUCAUCAAGUACUCUCACAUGACCCAAAUGUUAAUGGCUGAAGGUAUCCCGGUCCUUCUGAAAGGUGUUCCUGGAUCAGGGAAGACUGCCAUCAUCAAUGUUCUGCAACAGAAUUCUGAUCCCUUCAGCGAAGUGACUGUGUUGAGUCAUACAGCUUGUACUCGACCCAAAGAUAUUCAAAACGCAAUUGAAAAGAGUCUAAUGAAACAGGGCAAAGAUGUUCUUGCCUGUAAAAAGCCAAAGUUACAUUUAUUAAUAGAUGAUCUUCACUGCAGCGAGGGUGACGUGCAAUUGCAUGAAAUUCUGGCAACAGUUAAGUUCACUGCAAAUAAUCGAAAAUUAUACAGUCAUGACAGUAAAUCAUUUCUCAAGAUUCCUGAGCUGUGUUACAUGUUUACUUUCCAAAAGAUAGAUUGUAACUUUGGUCAGGAGAAAACACAAGAGAUAACUGAACACAUUGACACCUACUGGUCAGAGUCCUUCCAUACCCUCACGAUGCCUGACUUUGAGAAUGAAGAGCUGGAGGCCAUCUUCAGUCAACUGUAUGAUCAAACUUUAGGCCACUUCGAGCAGGAGGUAAAGUGCUUGAAGACUGUUGUAGCUGAAGGAAUUAUUUACCUUUACCGGCGUAUGGGUGAGAGCGGCCAGGUGGCGUGUGGCGACCACCUGGCGAUCAUCCACCACCCCCGUCAGAUAGUAUCGGUACUAAAAGGUCUCCAGCUGGCUGACGAAGAAACCCAAGACCGAGACAACUUCCUGAAGCAUUUAACUCACGAGUGUUACAGAGUGUUCCAGGACGUCGGUGUUGUACCUCAGGAUGACUUUGAUAACUUAAUGAACGAAGUAUUGACGGAAUAUCUCUGUAUUAACCUUGAGAGCAUCUGCACUGACCCAAGAAUGUUUCUAUUGACUCGUCUUGGCAAUGAUGACAACUUCUACGAGGACACAGACAUUGAGAAGAUUUUACCCCAUCUGAAGAAGGUUGGCAAGGCUCUCAUUGGCAACAAUAGAAUGUUUGCAAUCUACGACGGCCUUGUUCACCACACUGUUCGUCUGUUGAGGAUAUUAGGAAAUAAUAGCACUACAGUAAGAGAACAUGAGAGUGAUAAAAGUCCUUCUACAGCACUUGAGAGUAUUGGAGGACAUCUUCUACUUGUGGGUCCUGAAGGCUGUGGGAAGAAAAUGUGUGCUCGCCUUGCCUCCUCAGUCGCCAAUUACAAGAUUUAUGAUAUUAUUGGAACGGAAGUUGAAGCUACGACACAGACCAAGAAUAUUGUCAGUGAUCUCAAAAUGGGUACCCCAGUUCUUGUUAUCAUUGACUGGAAUGUUGUGGAAGAUGUAAGUAAUUUAAAGUUUCUGGAUGACUUACUAGUCGAGCAGCAGUAUAUUGAGAAGGAUAGUGAGAGACAAAGUAGCAUCAGGAUUUUAGUAUCUGUUCCAUCACUCGAAGAAGCUCACGAGAUCCUCAAAUACAUUCCCAUAAUAUCAACUUUUUAUAGUGUUGAUACAUUCCAGGAGUGGUGUAUGGCAGACCUCCAGAAUAUCGCUAAACAAAUACUGUCAGAGAAACUAGACCAAAAUCUCUCGGAAAUAAAAGCACAGUCCGUGGCAGAGAUAAUGGCCAGCAUCCACUGUAACACCGGCUCCAACCCCUCGGCAAUAUUUUUAGAAUUUUUGACAAUGUAUCUAAAGAUAUACAACAAAAUGUUCACUGAUAUAGUUGAGGAAAAAGAAAAAUUGAAUAUCAGUAUCGUUAAGUUUGAGGAAACACAACAGCGAGUGACAGAAUUAUCUAACCAACUGGAGGAGCAGCGAGCACAGGUGACGUACAUCCAACAGUCUUGUGGUGGUGUUGUCCUCAAGAUGAGAAACAUCAAGUCUGAGCAGGGAAGGCUGGAGCAGGACCUCGCCAAGAAUGCUGUGCUCCUCAAGAGACAGCAGGAUGAGUCGACAAGGAUACGAGAACUGAUCAGCCGUGACCUCACUGCACCUAAACUAGAAAUGAAAGCAAUUCAUCGGAAGUUAGAUCGUAUUACAAGAGCAGAGUUCGAGAGUUUGAAGAGUCUUGGGAGGCCGCCAAAAUGUUUUGAGUUAGUGUUCGAUGCUGUGUUGACGACACUUGGGUUAGAUCCGUCAUGGAAUGAAGCAAAGAAGCAAAUGUCUAAUGGACUGAACUUUAUAUCAUCCAUACGAAAAAUUUCCGUCGAGGACACGAACGAGAAAGUUCUUGCCAGGAUCCAGUCUUAUCUCAAGAUGGAAGAACUGAAUGUUGAAAAAGUUACGGAAGAAUCUUCUACAACAGGAACUUUUCUCAAUUGGCUACACGCCUUUGAGAAGUACGUGAGAGUGUACAAGGACUAUCACCCACUGAAGGUGCAGGCGGACAUCAUCGCCAGGGACGUCGAAGCAACAGAGGACGCCAUUAAGCAAUACGAGGAAGACUUGGCUGGCUUUGGCAUUGAGCAUCAAAUGCUUAUGGCACAACUGAAGGAGAAGGAACAACAACUAGAAGCUGCUGAAGAAGAGAUGAAGGUGUUGGAAGGGCGGAUACAGCUGGCCCAGAAGGUAAUGACGCAGCUGGGGGAGGACAAGAUUCACUGGGAAGAAGCUCUGUCCCACAGUAGCGUCAAGCUUCGUAACCUUUAUGGUGAUGCUGUGUUGGCCGCAGCUUAUGUGACGUAUGUAGGAGUGUUUACUCACACAGAGAGACAAGUUGUUGUUAAGGACUGGCAGGAGAAGAUGGAUGAAUUGUGUAUUUUUUAUACGAAGGAGAAAAACGUCUUGGAUAUUUUAGCCCCUCUUGAGUUACAGGUCAGGUGGCAUGAGGAAGGUUUGCCCAUUGAUACUUUCUCCCUCGAGAACGCUGCCAUCAUCUACAACUCGAGCCUCUCUCAGCUGAUCCUUGACCCGCACUGCAUACUCGAGGACUGGAUCCGUAACUGGAAAGGUGCCGUCGAGAUUGACCUUAAAAGUUGUGAUUAUUUGGACCAACUUGAGAAGAUUAUGACAGAAGGUCUGACGUGUGUUGUGAGACAAGAGGAGCUCUCACUGCCUGUCCACAUCCUCCAGAUUCUCGAGAUGGAGCGAAUACAAACAGAUGACGUCAACAAAACUCUUGUCAAAGUUGGGGAGAAGGAGAUAGAUCUUCACGAUAACUUUAAACUUAUAAUAUUAUUGAAGACUCGAGAAACUGAGAUCAGCAACAACAUCAAAACUUUAGUCAACGUGGUGAACAUAGAGAGUCAGCAGGAGGGUUUAGGGGUGCUCCUGGUGGCGAGGAUAUCCUUUCACUGUCAGCCAGACUUGUUGGAGGUGCUGAAGAAAAGUGAAUGGGACUUACUCGACCGACAGAAGCAACUCGCGGAACAAGAAGAAACGAUCAGAAGUCUCAUGUCCCGCUUUGAUGACGAUGUUCUGGAGGAGAGCACCUUGAUGGAGCUGCUUCAGGCCGCGUGUGCUAAGGCAUCAGAAGCCAAGAAAAAAUGUCACGACCUUCGCAGGACAGUCGAAGUGGCCAAGGAAGGUAACAACACUUACAGGAAAGUAGCAUAUCUCAUGACGCGUCUGUACCUGAUGGUGGAGCGUUUCCCCCGCCUGCAGCCGUCCCUCACCAUGGGGAUACACCGCUUCAGUAGCCUCAUCAUCGGUGAGAUGCAGCCGCAGAGUUUCGCCGCCUCGUGGGGCAGCAUGUUGGCCAACAAUGUCGUCAUCAAGAUGUUGCAGUCACUCUUCAGACACUUCCAGGAGCAGGUGAGCACAAUAUCGCUGGUGACGGUGGGACUUAUCCUGGCUAUGUGGUACGAGUGUCACAUCGGGCUGAUAACUCCCCAGUUCUGUUCCCUCCUCUACACUCCCUUAAUAUCACAGACUGGCCCUCCAUAUGCUCCUGUAGAUCUCCGGCCUCACCUCAAAAAAAAUUCCUUCAACAGCCAAUUAGAACCUUUAAAACCAGAGCUGCCCACUAACUCACGUCCUAAUUGGCUCACCGAGAGACAAUGGGCUCAGGUGUUGGCUCUGUCAACCAUUGAACCUUUCCGUGAACUGGCGGACCACAUGAUCACGCACGAUAAAUUGUGGCGGGUGUGGUACAUCACUGAGCAGCCGGAGACAGGAACACUGCCUAAGGUAAUGGAAAGGAAGAUACGAGGUGUGGCUAAGCUCAUCCUUAUUAACUGCCUUAGAUCAGAUCGUCUUGAUGAAGCAGCUAUGAUGUACGUACAACGGGUUCUGAAGCAAGAGGCAAGUGAGGCAACAGCCAAAGCUCUUCUCUCUGUAGCAAGUAAAGGUAUCGCCUCAGAGCCCAUCAUCCUCUACAGCUCGGCGCCGCUGGACGUGGAGUACAUCCUGCAGCAGGUCCAGCCUCUGUGUCACCCGAUGAUGUCAUCUGACCCGGAGUCUCUCGACGUGUUGGCUCUUGGUCAAGGCAGAGAGGAGGGUCUCAGUUUACGCUUACAUCGUUGUCUCCAGAAGGGUUACUGGCUCCUUCUGAAGAAGAACACACACACAGUCUCCUGUAUUAACCACCUGAACAAACUUCUUAAGGAUGACGUGAUGAAGUCAGCCCAUAAAAGAUUUCAGGUAUGGAUGUAUUUUGACAGUGAUGAUGAGCUACCUGUUAGCCUGAUGACCUCUUGUCAUAAAGUCUAUCUUAGUUUGCCGACAACAAUUAGGGAUUGUCUUCGGCACCUGUUUGAGUUGGUCGGCGAGAGUCGGCUGGCCUCUUAUAACAACGAGUGGAGCAAGUGGUGCCUCCUGAGUCUUGCUCUGUUCCAUACAGCGUUCGUGACGAGGCAGACUCUUGCGAACAACAGCACUCCUCUGGCACAGACUCUGGGAGAUUCUCAGUGGGAGGAGGCGGAGAAUGUCCUGAGAACUUUGUUGACAGGGAGUGUUUCGCCAAACAGCAGCAUCCUCCCAUCUCUCACAUCUCAGCUCUCUGAUAUCUACGUCUCAGGAGCGCUGACAGAAGAGAGCCAGAGUGUCCUCUCUCAGCUCCUGCUUGUUUACCUUUCUCCUGACGCCAUACAGAAUGUUCCUGGCAGAGUCUCGGCUCUUACUCACUUCACUGUACCCAAAACCACCAGCCUGGAGGACCACCUGGCCCAGAUGGAGUUCAUCUACCUGGCGCAGGACGUCUCCCUCACCGGCGUGGCACCGAUGAUCAUCCUACAGAACCAGAGAGAUGAAGCCAAGGACAUUAACAUUUGUCUGAAGACUAUCAAUGAAGACCCAGAAUCAUGCCAGGCAAUCCAGGACAUGAACUGGUCACAAAGGUUCAGUGUUAAGAGAGACAAGAAGAUACAGAACAUGAAGAUCAAAGGUUCCCUCCAGUCUAUACUGAAGCAGGAGAUUGACGAGUAUACAAAGGCCGCGGAAUAUGUGGCCGUCAAGCUGAAAGUCAGUGAGGAUCUAAACUCCUUAUUAGAGGUACUUAAUAACAGCGUCCCAGACCUAGAUAUCGCACCCGAGGACGAUGAAAUACGUGCGAUCGAGGCCAAGUUAGACAGACUUAAAGCAAGGGGAGAGUUUCUCUUCAAUCUGGCCAGUCGAUCUGAGUCACCGCGGACCGUCCGGCUGGGACUGUUGAGAGAGCCGGCGGCGAUGUGGGCGGCUGUCACUGGCAGCUGCUGGGGGGAACUCCGGUCGGCUGGGCUGGAGGUUGUCGUGGCCACCAAGACGCUGUGUGCCGCCUUGGCUACUAAAGGAGGUGAAGUUGAGGGAAAAGAAGCGAGUGAGGAUGACGAGAGUCCCACGCUGGUCCUGGAGAAGCUGGUGCUGCGAGGGGCGCUGUGGGACCCUGCUGCUGAGGAGGUCAUGACGGAGCAGCUGGGAGCAUGCAUCUCUACCUCCACCUCCCUCGACCUGAGCGUCAUGCAGUACACUCCCCUCGUCAAGAAGAUGCUGAAGAAGUCCUACAGAGUACACCGAACUCCUGUACAUGUCAACAACGAUACUAUGUCUCCACCACUAUUCUGGGUCUACCUUCCCCUCUCCUCCUCCAUCACCAGCCACAACUGCCUUCUAAGUGGUGUUCGGCUCCUUACCUACUGAAGUGUCUGGGUGAUGAUUUGAGUAGGGGAGACAUAAGUUGUUUUGUGUGUGGGGGGGGUAACUCACUACAUGGUGUUGUCUACAAGAAACAAUGUGUGACCUUGAUGUAUCUGCAACUAAAAGAAGUGUUAAUCUGUGUUGAUAUUGGAGAAGAGUGUGACUAGAGAAAAGGUGUUUGGCAUUAGAGAAGUAUGUGGCAUUAAAACAAAUUGUGUAUUAUCAUUAUUGAAAAGUAUAUACCAUGAAAAAAAGUGUAAGAUCAGAUUACAAAAGAUAUACAACUGACAGUGGCAGGAACUAGAGAAGAAUGGAUGGCACUCCCGGAACAUAAGUUAUAACUAUGGCACCCACAGAUUACACCUAGACACAGUUUUUUUUGGGGCUGGCUUCAAUGUUUACUGUAUAUCGAUGUUUGUAAUCAUUAUUUUUUGAGGGGGGGGGAAGUCCAUGUAACUGUAAUAUGAUGAAAUAAACACAAUAUAUUUUACCUAAGUUUAGUGUAGUCUUGUUUGGCCUCUACCUCCCUGUGGCCUCUACCUCCCUGUGGCCUCUACCUCCCUGUGGCCUCUACCUCCCUGUGGUCUCUACCUCCCUGUGUGUUACGUUAAAUGAACAAGAAUCUGUGAGUAUUGUAGAGAGGUAACUUUAAUAUUAGACACUCCGGGCAAGAACAGGAACAAGUGACCAAGUGGUUUCAGAUGUCAUUAUUAUCCUCAGACUUUCCUGUGUUUUAUUUGUGUAUCUUUACUUUGCUGUUUAUUUAUUUCUUGCCCGUAGAGUGUCAGCUAUGUGAAGGAUUUGAUCUUUGGUUUGGUUUGGUUUAGUUUGGUUUGGUUUGGUUUGGUUUGGUUUGGUUUGGUUUGGUUUGGUUUGGUUUGG